GUUUGUUUAUCCUGAUAUUACUUCUAAUAAGCAGUGCCCAUGAAGCCAUACCUCUAUUUCACUAUCCUUUAUAAAAGCAUUCUCCUUCUCAUACUUUUAUAACUGCUAAGCUAAGACUACAGUGAAGGAGAUUAGACCUGUUUCUAUAACUGAAGCUCUCAAGAGAUUAACAGUAUCCAGCAGUUAUACUCUCCUUCUACAUUGGGUUUCUUCUACACAGAGAUCAAUAAUGGGCUCCAAUAUUAGCUACAACAAUACGAUUGUUGGAGGGAAAGAAUCACAGAAGCCAAAAAAUGAAAAGAAGCGUAGAAGACGGGAUUCCAUCAACAGACCUGUACUGAAGCUUCAGAUACGGAGCAACAGUAUGGAGAGACAGCACAAAAUGAAUGGAGAGACAUCUCUUGAUCAUCCCUUUCUGAAGAGGCUGAGCACAAACAAAUUUGAAUCUCUAAAAGAGGAAAAGAGCGAGCGGGAUUCUAUACAAUCCAUAUCUUCUCUUUCCUCUUUUGCCGUCAACAAUGUGACGCUGACUAGAACUGCUACCCAUUCUUCUCUCGGCAUUAGAACAAGCACGCUAUUGACAAGUACCUCUAAGCCUCUACCUCGCUCUGUCUCCACUGGCUACGAGAAUUCACCACCACCUUCAGUAAUAACGGUUCAAUUUGUAAACAAUGGAGCAGACAGCAAUGGGUCUUUAUCUGAUAUUGAUGGCACUGCUGCCAGUACUGCAAGUGCAAGCAAAGAGAGUGAAGGAGAUAAACUCAAUGCCAACGUGUCACUCACUGAGAGAGAAGGAGUCCCAGCCCCUACCAACAGACAGAGUUUGAUGAGAGCUAGCUAUAUAACUGAGCCAGUGAUUAUUAGAAAUCAUCACAGGACACAAUCAAUGGAAGACCUUUCUCUGAAAAACUCUAAACUUCGUCACAAAGCCUCAAUUAGAGUCAGCAGAUACAUAACGCAUUCAACCAGUCUACACGAUGAUCUUGAUGAUUUUGAUAACAUUCAAGUACUUGUUCAUAACGAUGACUGGUCGUUUGGGGAGAAUAUAAUCAGAUCACUAGAAGCCGAAGGGAUAGUAUUGUUUAAUAUAGAGGAGCCAAUGACCACAAGUGAAAAGGAAGUUGAAGAAGCAUGGCCUGAACUAAAAGACAAAAUGAAAAAGUGGCGUUCAGAACAAAGUCUUUUAGAUUUGUGAUGCGAAACUGAUUAUAUGAAAUAUAUUAUUAACGUGUCUGUUUUUUGAUGUAAUUUAUUUAUAAAUUUAUUGUUUCAU
Amphimedon queenslandica is the source of this 1273-nucleotide messenger RNA. RefSeq lists its product as uncharacterized. The transcript has 8 exons. The coding region runs from base 230 to 1195 and encodes 321 amino acids. Lineage: Eukaryota; Metazoa; Porifera; Demospongiae; Haplosclerida; Niphatidae. The record is from RefSeq and is a predicted model, not a curated record.